AGAAAGAGAGAGAGAGAGAGAUACAUACGUUCUCGUCGCACACGUUAACCUGCACCUGCGAUGCCGAGCUGAUGAGUUUAAUUCCCAUUGAGAAGUUUUCGAUUGAAAGUCGCUUGGAAGCCCGGAUUAGGAAAAGAAAAAAAGAGAAUAAAAUAUGGCCAGCAAAGUAUGGCAUACAGAAUUGUGGAAGUCGUGGGAUAAACACGGAAGAAACGAUUUCCUCAAGCUAAUCAAGCACAAAUUUAAGGAAGGCCACGCAUCAGAAUGGAAGCGCGGAUUGUACGAAUUAAUAUCAAAUGGAACCCAUGGAAAUAUAAAAAAGGACAGUGUGGUUCAGACAUUAGGUGAACUUAUGAAUUUUGAUGGUGCAAUACCAUCUGCAAUAGUAGAUAUAUUUACUUUAAUUGAUGCAGAAGCGUAUAAUGAAGAAAGGAACAACUUUUAUUAUAUUGUGAAAGAGUCUGAAAAGUUUUUGACCGACAGAAUAUUGAAAGAACGUUUAGAAAUUGAAACUUUGCAAGAUGUAGGAACCUUGAAAAACAAAAAUUUUCAAACCAAGUUUAUAAAAGUGAAGACAAAAUUAUAUUAUAAGCAGAGGAAGUUUAAUUUAUUUCGUGAAGAGAGCGAAGGUUAUUCCAAGCUUAUUGUAGAAUUAAAUCAAGAUCGCCCGGACAACGAGGUAGCCUCGAGCCUGGAAAUCGUGAAAUCCCUUAUCGGUUAUUUUAAUCUCGAUCCUAACAGAGUGCUCGACAUCUUGCUGGAAACUUUUGAAAACCGACCGCAAGAUGAUGCUCUAUUUAUUCCCUUAAUACGCUCGUACAUGAGUGAUCAACAGGUACUCUGCGAGGUGCUGGGAUUCAAGUAUUGCUCCACCGUCAACGUUACCCCAUUCUCCCUGCAGAAGGUCACUGCACUUAUGCUGCAGCACAAUGUGAUUAAACUGGAUGACAUAUUGCCCUGGCUGGUGCCGGAUGAUAAGACUAUCAUAUCGGAUCACGAACAGGGCAUGAAACAGGCCAAGGAAUAUGUGCGAAAAUUGAGCGUCAUCUCGACGAAGGAUAAAGAGGAUGUUGUGGAAGAGAAGGAGAUUGCACAAGACAAAUAUUCGAACAAUCAAAAAUUUGUAUUAUGCGAGGCUCUUCUGGAAAUCGGAGCUUGGGAAGUGGCACAAAAUUUAUUCAAUCGUUUACCAGACUGUUGUUUUACGGAUCAACGACCCAUAGCUUUAGCCUUGUGCAAAAUGAUUCAGACCCUUAUCGAACCCGUGUACAGAAAACAUUGCAUCGUUUCCCCGAAGUUGCCGGGUCGUAAGGUGCCGCCCUUGAAGAGCGCCCUGGCGCCGCCGUUGAUACACAACCUGGAGGAUAUUCACGAGCACCUGCUACCGAUGUUGAUCGUUCUCGGGCCGAAUCUGCAUCACGAUCCCAUUCUGAUGUACAAAGUGAUGAGGCUGUGCCACACCGUGAUGAAGCACUGUCCCCUGGACGCGAGCAAGCAGCCGUUGAACAAGAACUGUAGCUUGUAUUAUGACGUGCUGACGAUCCUCGACGUCGCGUUGCUGCCCUCGCUCUCCUUCAUGGACUGCAACUGCUGCGUCGCCGAGGAGCUCUGGAACAUCCUCAAGUACUAUCCCUAUCAAAAUCGUUACUGCCUGUACGCGCGCUGGAAGAACGACACCCCGUUGCAGCACGCGGCGUUGCUGCGGAAACGGGCGGACGCCCAGAAGAAGAUCAAGUCGAUCAUGAAGCGGGUCAGCAAGGAGACCAUCAAGCCGGUCGGCCGAUCCAUAGGCAAGCUCACCCACUCCUCGCCGGGUGUGCUCUUUGAUUAUGUUCUAAUUCAGAUCCAGUUGUACGAUAAUCUCAUAGGACCUGUGGUAGACUCUUUAAAAUACUUGACAAAUAUUUCGUAUGACGUGUUGGGAUACUGUCUUGUGGAGGCGCUGGCUGGUGCUGACAGAGACAGAUUCAAGCACGAUGGUACCAGUAUAUCCUUAUGGUUGCAGUCUCUGGCUUCGUUUUGCGGAGCGAUAUUCAAAAAAUAUAACAUUGAAUUAACAGGAUUGUUGCAGUAUGUAGCAAAUCAACUUAAAGCUCAAAAGAGCCUAGAUUUACUGAUAUUAAAGGAAAUAGUACAAAAGAUGGCUGGUAUCGAAGCAGCCGAAGAAAUGACAUCUGAUCAAUUAGAUGCAAUGGCGGGUGGAGAUUUGUUAAAAAUCAAGGCCGGUUACUUCAGUCAAGUCCGUAACACGAAGAAAUCCUCGCAGCGUUUGAAGGAAGCUCUCGCCGAGCACGAUCUCGCUGUCGCCUUAUGCUUAUUAAUGGCACAGCAGAAGCACUGCGUCGUUUAUAGAGAAACAGAUAAAUCUCACCUGAAACUUGUUGGCAAGUUGUACGAUCAGUGUCAAGAUACGCUGGUGCAAUUCGGAACGUUCUUAGGAUCGACCAUGACAGUAGACGAAUACGUGGAGCGACUACCUUCGAUCCAUUCUAUGCUCCAAGAUAAUCACAUACAUGCCGAUGUUGCAUUUUUUCUGGCGAGGCCGAUGUUCGCACAUGCCAUAAAUAUAAAAUAUGACGCUCUUCGUAAAGCCGAUCCGAAUUACAAGAAGAUGUCCACUGCUAUGAAGCAACUGAAAUAUGCAGAAGCAGCUCAAGCUGUUAUGGCACCGGUGGCCCAGUCAGUCAGGCCAUUGCAUCCGCCAAAAGUAUGGGAGGACAUAUCACCGCAAUUCUUAGUCACAUUCUGGUCCCUCUCGAUGUACGAUUUAUAUGUACCAGUGGAAAGCUAUCAGAGGGAAAUCAGCAAAUUGAAGCAACUUGCAGCGCAGACGGCUGAUUCCAAAGAUAUGAAUGUAAGUAAAGGAAAGAAGGAACAGGAAAAGUACACUACUCUUAUUGAGAAGCUGCAAGACGAAAAGAAAAAGCAAGAGGAACACGUCGAAAAAGUCUUUGCGUACCUGAGACAAGAGAAGGAUACAUGGUUCUUGUCACGAAGCGCCAAGUCUGCGAAGAACGAAACGAUUACGCAAUUUCUGCAGUUGUGCCUAUUUCCGCGAUGUACAUUCACAACUGUGGACGCCAUGUAUUGUGCGAAAUUUGUACAUACCAUCCAUUCCCUGAAGACUGCAAACUUUUCGACCCUGCUUUGCUAUGAUCGCCUCUUCUGUGAUAUUACGUAUUCAGUCACUUCGUGCACAGAGAAUGAAGCUAAUCGGUAUGGUAGAUUUUUGUGCGCCAUGCUGGAAACUGUGAUGAGAUGGCAUUCUGAGAAAGCCAUAUUUGAUAAGGAAUGCAGCAAUUAUCCCGGGUUUGUAACCAAGUUUCGUGUGAGCAAUCAAUUUUCCGAAGCAAACGAUAUGGUCGGAUUUGAAAAUUACAGACACGUGUGUCACAAGUGGCAUUACAAAAUUACAAAGGCUAUUGUAGUAUGUCUAGAUUCUAAGGAUUAUGUUCAAAUAAGAAAUUCUCUGAUAAUAUUGAUCAAAAUAUUGCCGCAUUUUCCUGUCCUGGCGAAACUCUCUCAGAUCUUGGAGCGGAAGGUAGAGAAGGUAAGAGAGGAAGAGCGUGGGCAGCGUCAGGAUUUGCAUGUUUUAGCUACAUCAUACAGUGGACAGUUGAAGGCUAAAACUCCCAACAUGAUACGCGAAUCCGACUUCCAUCAUGUUGGCGACAAGACUGGAAAGACGUCAGAUGCUACGAAUAAUGAUACAAACGAAAAAGUUAGCAAUGGAGUAGCGACGAAAGAAAAUAACGGAGACACUCGGCCGGAAAAAGAAAACAAGGAGCAACGAGAAAAACGAAGUUCGUCUAAUCAGACGCAUCACAAUAUCAAUUCUUUGAAUAGUGAAAACUCUGAAAAAUUCAGGAAGAAGGAAGAUAAUAAAGACGUCUCGGAAGUAAAAGAGAAAUAUAUUAAAAAGAAGAAGUAAAAGAUGAGGAAGAUUAGACAAAAAGAUCGCAAAUAUUAUAAGGAGGAGCAUUAUUAUAGCAGUGGUAUAGAUAAUUUAGAUCGAGAUCUUUCCAGUGUGUCAAAUAGUAGCGCUAGUUCGGGACCUACGCAAGAAGGUCCUGAGAGAGUUUCAGAUACAAAGAGAAGAAAAAUAGAGAGUACCCCGAAGGAAGGGAGGCGUGCAGAGGCUGUCCUCGAUAAAAAAGAACGUUCCAGCAAAGGAAAAACGCGUGAUGAACAGAAGGAGCAGCGUAGAGAAAAGAAACAGGGACGAAAAAGGGAUCGAACGGAAGAAUCUAUGGUAAUCACCGAACAAAAGCGAAGAAAAGAUGAUGAAAGAGCCAAAGGUACGCAUCAGAACGGUGACAUUCCCGAACAUAGAGAGAAGCAUCAUUACAGUAAGGAGAAAUCCCCAUAUGCAAAGGAUCGUCCUCACGAACGCGAAGGACGCGAAAGCCGUGACAAACACAGAAGAAGUUCAGACCCAAAGCGAAGAUGAUGUACAACAAUCGAAGGGAGCUCGACUUAACAUUUUUUAUGCUAUGUUUGAUGUUGCAUGUAAUGAACGUAGAAUUCGAAAUAAAGCAAAAAAAAGAUAGUGGAUAA
Molecule: messenger RNA, 4557 nt
Organism: Nylanderia fulva
Lineage: Eukaryota; Metazoa; Arthropoda; Insecta; Hymenoptera; Formicidae
Source: RefSeq, a predicted model, not a curated record